AUGGCGAAUGUCGAUUGCGAAGAAUAUAUGUUGGUGGAUCUUGAUGAGGUGGGAGUUUGGGAUUUAUGUUGGAUUCUAAUCUGCGAACACAUGGGAGCAAGAAGAUUCAUAAAAUCUAACAACGACAAGGAGUUGGAUGGAACAUUCUUUCGAAGGUUCAUUAUCUUCAUCUCCAUUGUCAUCAUUAAAGUUAUCAAACUGUUUUCCAAAACCCUAGAACGUUUGGGGUGGCUGGUUGAGUCUUCCCUCAACCUCUGGACGCAGUACGGUAGCUUCUCCAUGCUCGUCUCCAAAACAUUACGAGGGAAGAACGAGGAACUACGUCGAAUGUCGCCCGAUUUUUCGUCUGUAAUUGGGUUGACAGAUACACGACUGGAUUUGGAUGAUGAAAUCACACAGGAAGAUCCACGAUACAAGAGUGCACUAGCGAUCAUGGCUGCCAAAACUGCAUAUGAGAACCCAAAUCGUGUCCAGAAAAUAGUCCAUGAUCAUUGGAAGAUGGAUUUCGUAGGGUUUUACAACUACACAGUCGAGAAGAGACACCCAACGCAAGCGUUUAUAUUCAGCGAUAAAACUGGUGAUCAUGAGGUAAUCUGCGUUUCCUUCCGAGGAACAUCACCGUUCAGCGCAGAUGAUUGGUGUACGGAUCUUGAUCUUUCAUGGUACCAUCUUCGUGGCGUCGGUAAAGUCCACGCAGGUUUCUUGAAAGCCCUAGGGUUACAAAAGAACAAAGAAGGGCACCCCUCAUGGCCUAAAGAACUCAAAGAAGACAACAAACCCAAUGAUAGAAUCUUCGCUUACUACGAAAUCCGAAAAGUCCUUCGAGAACAACUCCAGAGAAACGAAGAUGCACGAUUCAUCGUCACCGGCCACAGUCUAGGUGGUGCACUUGCAGUCUUGUUUCCAGCAAUAUUGGGGUUCCAUAAAGAGGUGAAGUUGCUUGAAAAGCUUGAAGGUGUGUAUACAUUUGGACAGCCUAGGGUUGGAGAUCAUAAGUUCUGUGAGUACAUGAAACAAUUGUUGGGUGCAAGAAGAUAUUUCAGGUUCGUUUAUGCAAAUGAUAUUGUGCCAAGACUACCAUUCAGUGACUCCAUCUUUCAGUUCAAACACUUUGGCUACUGUUAUUACUUCAAUAGCUUCUACAAAGGACAGGUUAUGGUAAAAGAACCUAACGAGAAUUAUUUCUCAGUCCCAUUAAUACCAUUCAAGUACUUGAAUGCCGGUUUCGAAAUCGUAAGAAGUUUCAUAUUACCGUAUGCGUACGGAAGAGAUUACAAAGAAGGGAUCCUUCUUUUGGGAGUUCGAUCAUUUGGGAUGCUGUUCAUUCCUGGAGUAUCUGCUCAUUGUCCUCAAGAUUAUGUCAAUCUUACUCGAUUGGCUUCUCCUGAUACUUUCCAGCAUGCAUUGCAAGAUGAUCAGUACUUUGAUGAAUGA
Cynara cardunculus var. scolymus (artichoke) is the source of this 1434-nucleotide messenger RNA. RefSeq lists its product as uncharacterized. The record is from RefSeq and is a predicted model, not a curated record. Gene Ontology annotation, molecular function: triacylglycerol lipase activity. The transcript is spliced from 5 exons. NCBI's taxonomy places the organism in Eukaryota, Viridiplantae, Streptophyta, Magnoliopsida, Asterales, Asteraceae. The coding region runs from base 1 to 1434 and encodes 477 amino acids. Gene Ontology annotation, biological process: lipid metabolic process.